AUGAAUCGCGACUUCGUCUAUGAUGAUGAUAGACCCACAGCGUGGUCGCGAGUUGGUACAAUUCUGAAUAAGUGGUUGUGGGGAGCUCUGUGUUGUGGUGUACCAGGUAUCCCGUGCUUCUUUUGUAGCUGCUGCGAAAAGUUCGAAGACAGGACGGAGAGGGACAGGCCGAGAGUUAAUCAAGGGACAGUAACAGCAGACCGUGUGUCAAGACAACACCGUCCUCAUGCACCUCGGGGAAGAAAAUCUACUCCCGAGAUGCUGUCAGCAGUUCGCUGUGCUCUCUCACAGUUGCAGGGUGAACCUGCUCCUCCUUUAACAACUGCUUCUAAACCAGCGCCUCACACACCGGAACCCGGUUAACUUUUAUGUGAAUUCGUAUAUGAAUAAUAUUUUUGUGAAGUGUUUUUUUUAAGAACUUUGCUUAAACUUGUAAAGGACUUAGCCAACCGAGUAAAAUAAAAUAUAUGUAACUAUCGCCCUA
This is a messenger RNA of Melitaea cinxia (Glanville fritillary), 484 nucleotides long. RefSeq lists its product as uncharacterized. The transcript has 2 exons. NCBI's taxonomy places the organism in Eukaryota, Metazoa, Arthropoda, Insecta, Lepidoptera, Nymphalidae. Bases 1 to 363 code for a protein of 120 amino acids. The record is from RefSeq and is a predicted model, not a curated record.